CAUUCAACGCUACUGCGUUCAUCCACGAUCCGCCCAAGCAAGGAGACGGCCAGCGAUGAACAACGAACAAUUCCGGCGCCUGGUCUCCUCCAGUACCCCAAAAGAUGGCGGUAAGGCUUCGGCAGGUGCCUCUGCCUCACCAACUACUGUCACGGCUCUGGGUUCCCGGCAGCGUUCCAGCAUACCCAUGACUCCUCGUUCCGUUGCGGGGAUCGGAAAGAGUGAUUUUGCGCGACAGCUCGCUGAACGACAGCGUGGUGAACAUGGCAAGCCAGGUGACAAAAAGUCGAGAUCCUACGAUCCAAGAGGAGUCAAACUGGCAUCUGGCUAUACGGAUCGAGCGCAAGCGCGUCACGCCACCACAAAUUCCGAAGACGACGAUCGAGAGCAAAGACUCAGAGCCUUGGAAGAAUCCUUGAGGAAGGAGGAAAUUGAUCAACAAACUUUUGAGAAACUGAGGGCGCAGAUCGCAGGUGGAGAUCUCUCGAGCACCCAUCUAGUGAAAGGGUUGGACUUUGAGCUGCUGGAGAGAGUUCGUCGGGGCGAAGAUGUGUGGGAGGCACCGAAGAAAGAAGACACCGCAGAGCAGCCGCCUAGCGAGAACGUCGAUGACGCCUUUGAGGAAUUAGAGCAGUCGGCAAUAUCAGCAGUCGCUCGAGAAAAAGCCUCGAAAAAGGGACAAGUGGCUGCGGCUCGCCCUGGAGGCAAACGAACACGCGAUCAGCUGUUGGCUGAGAUGAAAGCGGCUAGAGAAGCCAAGGCGAAAGAAAGCAUACUUGGCACAAAAUUCAGAAAGUUUGGCGCCAAGACUCCGGGGUCGAGAAUCGAGCGCGACAGCCAGGGGCGGGAGGUGCUGAUUAUAGUCGACGAAGACGGCAAUGAGAAGCGAAAAGUACGAAAGUUGCAAGUCACAGAGGCUGCCGAAGAGAACACAGCAGGGAGGCCCAAGGAUAUAUUGAUGCCCGACAAGGACGCAAAGCCCCUGGGGAUGGAAGUCCCGGAGUACUAUAAACAAAAGUUGGCCGAAGCUCAAGCAAAGGAGGAGGAAGAAGAAGACGACGACAUUUUCGCCGGAGUAGGUGACGACUAUGACCCUCUCGCAGAUUUGGGUAGCGAUUCAGACGACGACGAAAGUGAGAAUCCUGAAAAGACAGGGGACGAGCCGACCAAGGGCGAUGCAAUGGGGCCGCCACCGGUACCUGUAUCUACUACAGCCUCUCGGAACUACUUCAAGGACUCGAAGACGGCACUGGUCUCUGAAGAGAAGCUCAAAGCACCAUCUAUGUCGGAUCCGGCGAUUCAAGCAGCACUGAAGAAAGCAGCAGCGAUGAAUCCAAUGAGGGCAGCGGGAGAUGGCGAGAAUGAUGAAGAGGCUCGCGCCAGAGAAGAGCGGCACCGUAAGAUGCUGCAGAAUAACGACCGUGAUGCCGAAGACAUGGACAUGGGCUUUGGCACGAGCCGAUUUGAGGAUGAGGCGGACUUUGACGACACGACCAAGGUCAAGCUGUCUAAAUGGUCCGGAGGCAAUGGGGAUGACGGCGAGGACGAUGAGGGGCACGGCGGCGGCAAAGGAGGGGGCUCCAAACGCAAGCGAGGUCCCAGGAAGCGGAAAGGCGAUGCGAACAAUGCUGCGGACGUAAUGCGACUCGUAGAGAAGCGAAGAGCGGAGCAGUAGGUGCUCAGGGCUGAGCACUACUACACAAGCGACCAAAUGAUACCCCAGACCAUUCCAGCCACUCGAGUGGAUGUUGUCGAUGCCUCCAGGUGAAUCCGGGUGCAGUAGCCGCCGGGACCAGCUCUAUUGUGAACAUGAUGUCGAAGAAUGGUCCGCCUGUUGCAUUCGGGCUGGCAUCC
This is a messenger RNA of Microdochium trichocladiopsis, 1854 nucleotides long. RefSeq lists its product as uncharacterized. Gene Ontology annotation, biological process: mRNA splicing, via spliceosome. Lineage: Eukaryota; Fungi; Ascomycota; Sordariomycetes; Xylariales; Microdochiaceae. The record is from RefSeq and is a predicted model, not a curated record. Bases 56 to 1675 code for a protein of 539 amino acids. Gene Ontology annotation, cellular component: nucleus. The transcript has 2 exons.